AUGUUUUCGAGAAAGUCAAAACAAAGCCAUUCAGGAAAUUUUACCCCGAAACCGGAAUCUCUUCCAGAUAUAGCAUUAGCUGCUAUUGUGUCGUACAAGAAGCAGAAAGAUAUCAAUGAUUUCAUUAGUUUCAUUCUGGAAGCAUUAGAGAGAAAUGCCGAUUGGUUGAACGACCUCGUCGGUAAGCAAAACAGUUUCAGAUGCGCCCUUAUGACUGGUUCUGGACCCAAUCGUUUUCAAAUCCAACAAAUCAUUUAUCCAUCAUCAGAAAAUGAAGUUAAAUUUCAAAUAGAAUGCAAAGACUCAGAAGAUUACGACAAAGUUGCAAUUGCUGCGCUCAUAAAACUUAACAACGCGAAUAUGGAACGCAUGAUGAAGUAUACCAAAAGUCGUUUCUUUGAAAAUUCUUUAAUAAAGGAGGAGCUGAUAAAAGGCAAGAUGUUAGGAAUAAACUAUGCAGUCUUGCGAUCAUUAUCCGAUAAGCAAUAUCGAUUAUUCGAGAGAAUUGUUAUUGGAAGUUCAUCAAAAUGUAUUUCACCUGUUAAAAGGCGCCUGGAAGACAAAUCGAUGACUAGAAAUCCGUUAAAAAGAGUUAAAAAACUCGCUUAUUAA
Parnassius apollo (apollo) is the source of this 612-nucleotide messenger RNA. Lineage: Eukaryota; Metazoa; Arthropoda; Insecta; Lepidoptera; Papilionidae. The record is from the annotation of a GenBank genome assembly.